AUGACCGCUGCCACGGGCAAACCGGACGAGCCCGAGCGCCGCGGCCGGGGUCUCAUCCAGCACAAGCGCGAGGCUUUCUGGUUUUACCGUUUCCUUUCCAUCGUGUACGAUACCAUCGUCAACCCCUUCCAUUGGACCAAGGAGAUGCGCGACCGCUCGCUCACCCAGGCUAUGCUUGAGUGCCCUGGCCGCGACUUGAAAACCGUCGACGUCGGUGGUGGAACGGGCUUCUGUACGGAGGGCGUCGCACAGUACAUUGAUACCAAGAAUAUCACCUUGCUUGAUCAGAGCCCGCACCAGAUGGCCAAGGCAAAGGCAAAGGAGAGUCUCAAGGGCGUGACUUUCGUGGAAGGUGACGCCGAGAAUUUGCCGUUCCAGAGCGGGGAGUUUGACCGCUACACGUCAGCAGGCUCGAUCGAGUACUGGCCGGAGCCCCAGAGGGGCAUCAAGGAGGCGUACCGCGUGUUGAAGCCUGGCGGUGUGGCGACUAUGAUCGGGCCCGUGCGGGCAACCAAUUGGUUUUCGCGCUUUUGGUGCGACUUGUGGAUGCUCUUUCCCAUGGAGUCGGAGUAUAUCAAGUGGUUCACGGCAGCCGGGUUCACGAACCUCGAGGUAUCUUAUAUUGGUCCCAGUGCGUACAAAGGCGUGCGCCAACACGGGCUAAUUAUGGGCUUGACAGUGACGGGGACUAAGCCGGCACAGGGACCGUUGGAGAGUCCGCUGCAAAUGGGGGAGAUGCUGGAGUCGAGGCAGAGGGAGUUGUCGCUCAUCGAUCGGCUGUUGUUUUUACCAAAGUGGUUCAUUGGGGUUCUUGCGGGCGGUUAUUACUUUGUCUUACCCUUCUUAAUAAUCUUGUACGCGGCGCUUUUCAUUCGCCGGAAAGAAGCGUAGGCAAGGGUUUGCACCUGUGAAACAAAUUAAUCUAGGACCCUUCUUUAAAUUACCCACUGUCACAAA
Messenger RNA from Chondrus crispus (carragheen), 957 nucleotides. RefSeq lists its product as hypothetical. Bases 1 to 891 code for a protein of 296 amino acids. The transcript is spliced from 2 exons. Gene Ontology annotation, molecular function: 2-methyl-6-phytyl-1,4-benzoquinone methyltransferase activity. Lineage: Eukaryota; Rhodophyta; Florideophyceae; Gigartinales; Gigartinaceae. The record is from RefSeq and is a predicted model, not a curated record. Gene Ontology annotation, biological process: methylation.